AUGUUAACAUUCUCUUACAGUUAUGAUAAAGAAAUAGAUAAUUUAUCUAAAAAUUCAACUAAGUUUAAUAAGGAAACGGCAGAUAAUUUAAAUCACAAUUUAUCGCAAGCAAAAAAAACUUAUACAGUCAUUAACAUUUCCUUCGAUGGAUCAUCACAAGAAAAAAUACAAAUUAUUGAUCAACCACAGAAAAAAGUCAAUAGGAAGAUUAAAGAUCGUUAUUUGAAAAGAUUGAAGGACAAUAAUGAUGAUUGUUCUUUGGCACUAAAAAAUAAACAAGAUAAUAUUUCUUUAACUGAUCAACAUAUGAAAUCGUUAGACAACUCUUCACUAACAGAUUGUACAAAGGAUGUGAUUCAAAAUGAAAAAGACGAUGAGUUUGACAUAGUUUUUUUAAAUAAUCAACAUCAGUUAGAAAUCCAAACGAUAAACAUUUAA
Melanaphis sacchari is the source of this 438-nucleotide messenger RNA. RefSeq lists its product as uncharacterized. Bases 1 to 438 code for a protein of 145 amino acids. Lineage: Eukaryota; Metazoa; Arthropoda; Insecta; Hemiptera; Aphididae. The record is from RefSeq and is a predicted model, not a curated record. The transcript has 4 exons.